Molecule: messenger RNA, 687 nt
Organism: Nicotiana tabacum (common tobacco)
Lineage: Eukaryota; Viridiplantae; Streptophyta; Magnoliopsida; Solanales; Solanaceae
Source: RefSeq, a predicted model, not a curated record
AUGAGAUUGAGUCAGUUGUUGAAGAAAUUUUGGGAAACCUUAUCCAAAGGAGCAAUCAUAUGGUACCAUAACUUACCUCCAAAUUCUAUUCAUUCAUUUGCUAUGCUUGCAUACGCCUUCGUUAAAGCCCAUGCUGGCAUUAUCAAGGUCGAGACGAGGAAAUCGGACCUCUUCAAAGUCAAGCAAAGGGACAAUGAGAUGCUUAGGGAGUUCGUGUCGAGGUUCCAGAUAGAACAGAUGGACAUGCCCCCGGAACCAGUCAAAGAUCAGAGUCGAGGACGACCAGCUGGGGGGCCCUCGGGGACUAUUUACCCCAAUAGAGUGAAUGAAAGGUCUAAAAGAAUUAUGGAUCAGGAGCCAAGGCUGACCCGAGAUCGGUAUCAACCAUACAGCUUGGAUAGAAGGGGAAACGGACCCGGUCGCCACCCGACCAGGAACGACAAGAGAAGAGACCAAGGACCUAGCAACCGAGGUCUGAUGAGUAAGAACGGUUUUGACAUAUCACUUGGCCCCAGACUAUCGGAAUAUAACUUCAAUGUUGAUACAUGGAGUAUAGUAUCGGCCAUCGGCCACAUCAAGGAGAUCAAAUGGCGAAGACCACUCCAAUCUGAUCCCGCACAGAGAGAUCACAACUUGAUAUAUAAAUACCACGGUACUCACUAUCACAGGACCGAGGAUUGUCGAUAG